Messenger RNA from Thermochaetoides thermophila DSM 1495, 6756 nucleotides. RefSeq lists its product as uncharacterized. The transcript has 5 exons. Lineage: Eukaryota; Fungi; Ascomycota; Sordariomycetes; Sordariales; Chaetomiaceae. The record is from RefSeq and is a predicted model, not a curated record. The coding region runs from base 1 to 6756 and encodes 2251 amino acids.
AUGGCGGUUGAGGGCGCGACGCAGGCCCUCGUCGCCGCCUUCUUUUUUGGUAUUGUCUUAAACGCGGCAUCCGCGGCUUUCGUUCUUUACAUCAAGGGCCACGAUGGCUCCGUCUUUCGGGACAGCCAGAGGCUGGUCCUCGUCUUAUUCCUUUGCAGCGCAGCCCUGUGGGCUUUAGUCGACUUUGUUUCCAUCCUUCUGAACAACACCACCUCAACGACACCAUGCCAGAUCGGCGUCAUCUUUUCCACCGUCUUCGACCAGCUCGCGAGAUUCUCCCUCGAACAAUUCCUUUUGUGGGCCAUGAAUAGUAAUUCUAAUGGCGCCAAGCUCCCCGUGACCCAGCUGCUCCCACAAGCCGCAGUCGCCCUCAGAUUCAUCGCCGGCGCUGUCUUCACCGGCUUUACCCGUCCCCAGGUUGACACGUUUUGCGUCGCUACGACGGCUAUUACGCCCCUCGGAAUCGCCGUUGCCGGGCUCGAUGGAGCUAUUAUUGUGCUCCUCGUCGUUCGCGCUUAUUCCCCGGGUGGACUGGCUAGGGAAAACCGGACCGGCAAGGAGGCCGAGGCAGAGCGUGCAAGGGGUGUCAUGUCCAUCCUGUUGGGGUUGACCGUAUGGACAGGGACAAGUGUUCCGUUGUUAGUUGGACUUGAGAGCAUCGCCUUGGCUGUAAGGACGGCUCUUCCUGCCGCAGGCCUUUACAUGGUGAUCCUGCUUGUGACUUCCAGGGCUGGUACCCUAUUUCCGGCGAGGUCUCAGUCAAGGCCACCCGAGGCACCUUCUCCCCGUCGGUUCAACAUCACUCGGGAUAUCGCGACCUCGCACUCGGAUUAUCCUCCUAGUCGCUAUGAGGAUCUCAAGGAGGCUGCCAUUCGGUCUUCUACGACAUUUAUUAACCCGAGGGAGGCGCCUGUGGCCAAGGAGGAGACCAGCAUUCCGCCGCGUCCAGCUGCGCUCGCAGCCACGCGCAACGCUGAGCCGCCAACACCUCAGAGAAAGAAGGCAUUGUUUGGUGGUGGGAAGACGAACACGAAACUGACAAUCAGCCGCCCGAUCAUGCAAGAAGAUGCGUCUCAGAAUCUGAUGAACAGGAUACCCGUCAUGGAUCUCAAGGACGCAGCUGUUGCGGAGAAGGAACGGAGGGAGCGGCGAGGAGAUCUGGGCCUCGGGAUUGUUCCUUCGAAGACCCCGACGAGUGCAAUGUCUCCAGAGGAAGGGGUUCAGCGGGCCACCAGCAUCAAGAGGAAGCAGGUUGGCUCUCCUCCGUCGCGCCAGAGCAUGUUUCCUGGAGCUCUGCGUCCUGAAGAUGUCGGCACUGCCAUGACCACGUCGGCACAGCGGUCGCCCGGCGGAGAAGAAGCUCGUCGCAGGUCGCCCAGGCUCUCUUCUGAUGAUGAGCAGCGGUCGAUCACAACUUUCACUGUGGAUACGAAUCGCCUCACCAUCGCCCAAACGGCCGUUUUUACUAAGCCCGACAUCCGGCCGUCGAGAACGCUGCCACCUUCUCCUCCGCCAGCGCCGCAGGAGCCAGCAAAGACCCCUCUUCAGCGGAGGCCGACUAUUGGGCUACCACAGAACCCGAGGGCACGCGGAGUGCAGGUUCCUCAGGAGUCCGGAUCACGGACCAAGACGAUCUUGUUCGUGAAUAAUAUUGAGUAUAAUGAUCCGAUGGUCGUCCAGUCCAUUAUCAAGGACGUGAGCCAAAAGGCCCCUAAGGCUCCCCCUGCUUCAGCCCCCGUGCCCGCGCCGGCACCAGCUACGGCUCCGAUUACUUCGACUGCUUAUAACACGAAGCCUGCCAAAGCAAACCCGAUUCCUCCGACGCCCGGCACCUCCGAUUCCAUCAUUAACAGACCGCGUCCCAUUCCUCGGAAGAAGGACGUGGAUUCCCCAGCCAAGUUUAGCCCUCGCCAGAGCCAUAGACGGAGCAAGUCGGCUGGCGCGUUGGUAGCUAGGUCGAUUCUUUCAUCAUCAACUCCAGGGAGUCCAAGUCAACUGCCCCCUCUCCCGCCGCUUCCUCCGAGCACUGUUGUCCCUCCUAGACCGCAUCCCAACGACACCAGGAGCAUGACGGUCGAAGAGAAGAUCACACUGCUCUUCCCAAGCCCUCCGAGCGGCAAGGUAACGAGGAGAAGAUCAUCUUCAGUUCCCGAAGUCCCAUCGAUUCCCAAGUCGCCCAUCGACAUCCCUUCGCCUGUUGAUUCCGAACGUCGGACAACGAAAACGUCAGUACGGACGGAGAGCGUCCUGGAGGUUGACGAAAUUCCUCGCAAGUCCGCGACGACUCUCCUGAAGACGGCUGGCGAGGCUGCGGCCUCCUCAUGGCUCGAGGCCUUCGACGCGAAGGAGAAACCAGCCAUUCCCAAGUCUACCGCUGCUCAAGAUGGCGGGAAACGCAAAUCAUCGCCAGUCUUACCAGGCACUACGCUUCCUCCACGUGUUUCGGCGUGGACAACGACGACAGUGAUGACAGAGGAUGAUGCGACAACUAAUUGGAGCGCAGUGCAGUCUCCGGAAUUUGCCGUCGGGGUUCCGGUCAUCAAAAAUAUCGGACCCCCUGCCGGGCUCCGGGGAUCCGAUGGCGGGGCCGUCGCGGCAGAAGAUGACGCCCGUAGGAGCGAAACCCUCCCAAUCAUGCUUGACGCCUCGACUGUUCCCGUGGAAGAUAUCAAGGGCGAAGAGGGAGAGCAGCCGGCACCGCAAAGUCAGGCGCGCAAGUCGCCAGAGCAAGCGCAAUAUCAACCAGCCCGUUGGCAUCGGCGUGUCGGUGACGAGUGUCCCACUUUCUCGACCCGCAAGGAGAACCGACGGUCUAGGAAGCUGUCUCCGCCCCCUCCUCUGACACUAAAGGCUACCACAACAGCUAGACACAAGAUUACCAUCCAAGUCGAGCCAUCUCCGCCGUCGCCGGUUGAGUCCCCCGAAAAGGCGAUCCAAGAAUUGCGCGAGAGACUCAGGAAGCUCGAAGAAUUUGAUCGCAAUUCUCCGGGAAGCGCAGCUCGGCGUCUCGCGUUGCUCGAGUCGUUGGAGAAGGAGGUAGGAGAGCAGGUUGAGCACCUGGAGGAGAUCAGGCACGAUGUCGAGCGUGAUUCCAUCUCGAGUAUCAGCACGACGAGCAUUUCGGCAACAGCUAGCCAAAGGAGCUCGCUCCGCGAUUCGCUCGCGCUGCAAUCAUCCUCGCGUAGAGCGUCGCGGUUGUCGCGUGUCAUGAGGCUCAGGGAAGAGGACCGGAUGGAGCGCUCGUCCAACCGCGACUCGGGCAGCCCGCAGAUGAGCAGGUGGCAGAAGCGGCUUACCGAGGUGCAGAUGGAGUACAUGGAUGUGCAGCUACUCCGGACGAGCACCGUCAGCUUCUUGCAGGUUGCCCGUGCUCAGCUUACCAGCCCUACGCCCCCUGACUCCGACUCCGACCAGGGUGAGCCCGAGCCGGUGCCUCCUAUCCCGGACAAGUUCAAGCAGAGCGCGGAACAUCUUCAAAAGGAGGAGCCGAAGAAGGCCGCUUUAUUGUGGACGCCACCGGUCAAGGAGUCUGAGCGUCCCCUGGGACUUCUCUGGACGCCCCCUGCUCGCAAGAGCGCCCCUGCCGAAGAUGUUACGCUUCCGGGUCUCACUCUCCGCCCGGCGCUCAGGAAGGACUUCGAACCUCUUCGCAUCGAAAGCUCCCAACUCUGGCACAAGCCUUGCCAGAUUCCUUCCCGACCCUCCUCUGGCCUCUGGCGGCCGAUUUGGGCUUCCGCUGCGCCGCCCGCCGAGCCCGUACGCUCGAUCAAGUCAUCGCCGCAAACAACUACUCAGGAACAGCAACCACAACAGCAGGAGCAGAAGCAAGAUCCGCCGAAGCAGCAGCAGAAGCCCCGGCCGUCGACUCUACGGCCGCCACGCCGUACCAAGCGUAUCACUAUGUUGCCCGACAUCCUCGAGAGCCCUGAGCCGUUGCCCGACCGUCGCGAUACUCUGGGUAUCUUCCAGUUCCCAUGGGGCGAGCGUUCCGAUACUGCAACGCUGCCGCCCCGGCCCGUGGCUGGUAUGAGCAUGGGAUUCACGGCUAUGCCUGGUACAAUGACGACUGGUGGCCUGGGUAUGGCGCCGGCUACGCAUAUGCAGAUGCAGAUGCAGAUGCAGAUGCAGAUGCAGAUGCAGGCUGCGUCGACGGGCUUCACUGCCCCCCCGGCUCCUGCGGUUUCCGCCAUUGAGCAGUACGGUGAGUCGUUCUUCGACGAUUACGAUGAUGACGCCUUCCUGGACGAGAUGCCAUCCAAUUCGGAGGAUGAGGAUGACGACAGCGCUGAAUUUGACGACUCGACUCUGUGGGAGAUUGCCAACCUGCUCAGAACGGACGCUGGCGAGGAGAGCGAGGAAGAGAAUUCUCCCCGUGCCCAAUCGAUCCUCAUCGGUCUGGAUGAAGCUCCGCAGGCGCUUUCGCUCCCAGAACCGCCAUCGAACCGUACCUCCAGCGCGACUGUCACAGUGAUGAUGGUCGAGGAGAGUACACCCAGCGAUCCGAAGCAGCCUGUUCGCAGACCCAGCAUCAUCGGGUUGCCAGUGAAUCCAAAAGCGAACCUGCAAGCUGUCCAGGCGCAGAGCCUACCAACUUCCGAGUCCCAAGCUCAGUUUACCAGCAGCGCCCCUGAACCUGCAGCCCUGACCGUUAGCGCGGGACAAGGAUCUGCUGGGUUGUGGGUCCCACCAGAGGAGAAAUUCAAGAAAGUCUCUUCUCAGGGCCAUCAAGGUCUCUUCGUGCCUCCGUCCCCCGGCUCCAAGGAUAAAUCCAAGCCUGUCGUCGUCGACGCUGAACCUGCCGCCAAGAACGUCGUCGUCAUCCGCAAGCCUCGCUCGGUCGUUGCUGACUUGACGCCGUUGGAAUCGAGCAGCCUCUGGACGCCGUGUGUUAGUGAGAAGAAGGUCGAGCGCAACUGGAUCGUUUUUAGCACUCGUACUUCUUCUUCGUCGUCUCCUUCCCUUGGCCUGGUUGGUUUGUGGUCUCCGCCGAAGAAAGUUAAGGAGACUGCUUCUGUGACUGGGCUCUUCGUGCCAGGCUCGGUGCUCUUCCGUGGUACCGAUCAGGAGCCUAUUGCAAAGGAUCUUGCGCGCAAAGUCCGCCCAGUUGAGGACAGGCCGUUGGAUAGGCUCACGUCAACAAGCCUGUGGUCGCCGACUGCUGUCGUCAAGAAGGUUGAACACGACUGGAUCUCAGAGCUUCCGAGGGGGCUUCCUGGUCUUUGGUUGACUCCGAGCAAAGUGAAGGAAGUCAAGUCCGCCAACGGGUUGUUUGUUCCUGGCUCCGUUAAGCAUCGCGGCACUGCUGCCGAGCCGAUUGCAAAGGAAACUCCGCGGAAGCCACGAGCCGUGGACACCAAGCCCUUGGAGAAGAUUACUUCGGCGAAUCUCUGGACCCCUAAGCAAACUUCUAAAGACAUCGUCGGCAAGAACUGGAUCUUCCAUUCAACUACGCGCCGUUUCCGGCGUCCGCUUGCCACAGACGCGGACUGGACUGCAGCUCUGAACGAAGCUCUCAAGGCCAGCUAUCCCCAGAAGAAGCUCAGGAGAACCGUUGCGAAUCCAGCUCAGUGGCAGGCUGCUCUACAGGAGGCUCUUUCGCUCUCGUACCCCCAGAAGCAAACCGAGCCUUUCGACGCAGCCACCCGUCAUCCCGUUUUCGCCGCGCGCUCACUGGUCACCCGUUCGCCUUGGUUCCAUCCGGCUGCCACGGGCUAUACAUACGACGUAGCCGCUGUGCAUCCCGUGUUCUUCGGCUCUCUGGAUAUCAGCUCCGUCCAGCUUGUGAACGAGGACGAGGAACUGAGCGUAGAGGCCGUGCACCCUGCUAUCGCUUCUUACGCAGCUAGGAAGAUCAGGAGACAGAGGAGGCGGGAGAGGAAGGAACUGAGUAGGAGUCGGUCGCGUAGUGGUAGUGGAAGCAGCAGCGAAAAGGAGAGCAGCAAGAGCAAGCAUAAGAAGGAGAGAAGCACGACAGAGACCGUUGUCCUCCCCCCUGUUUCGGCCGACAUCCAAGCUCGCAUCGAGGCUCUUGAGCAGGAGCGACAAUUUAUCGAACGGGCCGCGCGUGAAGAGUACCGCCGGCGCACUUCCAUGAUGUCGCAGACCGCUGUUCAAGCUCCUCUCCCCGUCGUGGAAGCCGUUCCCUCACCAUCAUUCUCUCCUGCCGGAACAACAUCCGUUAUCCCUGCAGCCACAGAAGCCGUCGAGGCGCUGCAGCGCCGCCUGAGCCUGCACAUCCGGCAAUCCCUUGCCUUCGCUAAGCCGACCAAGGUUGAGGUAGCAAAGCCCGCCAAAGUCGAGAUCAUUAAGUCCAGGUCCAAGGCCAGGGAGCCAGUGAAGCUUCAGGAAAAGAAGCCAACUCAGCCCGCUCAGCUCUGGACCCCUCCCAAGCCUACCACUGCCGCACUUCCUAAGACUUCUACCACAACACCAACAGCCGGUCUCUGGUCCCCUAACGCAGACCACAGCCCGUCUGUGGCAUUUCCGUCCGAAGAGGAAGACGCCUUCGCGAAGCAGUCGCGCGCGCACAGGCGCAAGCUGCUCCAAAAACGCCAGCGCCGCGUCGAGAUUCUUGCCCAGAUUGCUGCGAUCGAGCAGGGCGUCAACCCGUUCGUAGAGAACUCGGAUGAGUGGCGGAUGCAGGGGUUGUGGACGAAUGGGUUUGGCGGUGCUGUGAGGGAGAAGGAGAGGGGUUGGGGCAGGGAGUGGAUCUUAAUGGGGGGCAAAAAGGCUAGGGGGGUUGUGCUCAGGUAUUGA